AUGUAUGCAUUGCAGAAAAAGUUUGACUGCCCCUUCAUUGAGAAAGAAAUUGAACAUGAUUACUUGGGACACUGGCUGCAGCAGUUUGUUGCUGCAGGGAUGGUUGACUCAAGCCAUCUUGUAUAUCAGGAAGUUGAUGCCUUCAUGACAGAGCAACUGCGUCAACCAUUCCCUAUCACAGACUGGCAACAAUGGCCCACAUUAUAUAGCUUCUGUCAGUCACUUUCAUCAGUUGCCUCUAGAAGCGGCUACAACUUUUAUGUUGGAGAAAAGAGAUUCGGGAUGAAGGAUCAAAAAACUGAAAUUGCAUCUGUGCUUCGUUACUGUCAUCCAGGGCCCUCAUUAUCUACCUUAGAUGAAAAGAAAGCUGAACCGGUGCUGCAGUCAGGUCCACAUCUUGCAAAUGUGUUGCUCUUAAUCAAAAUGCUCCAAAGCUUAGAUGGAGUUCCAUGUUUUAAGAAUGACAAAGUUUUAAAGUUUUGGGGUAUAAUGCACUACGAUGGCAUGCCCCUGAAUAUUGGCACAUUCCCUAGGAUUGAAGGCAGAGAGGUUAUAUUUGAUGGGAUAAAACCACAUUUACCUUUACAUCAAAUGAUAGAACUUCAACAAAAUGGUAGUGGAGCCCUAACGAAAUUCAUAUCUGAACACUGUACUUGGAUUUCAGAAGUAAGAGAGUAUGACAUCACAGAUGCUAGUGGUUCCUUCUUCAUAAAUGCAUUUACGGAGUAUGGCACUGCACAGGGUACUUCAGAGACUAUUAAGACAACAUUAUCAAAUGUCAUCAAAAGCAUAACCGUUUGUGUGGAUUGUGUCAAAGAUGGUGAACACAAAAACUGUCAUUUUACUUCUUUACCUGAUCCGUGUAGCAGGUGCAAAACUCUACAACAAAUGGGACAAAAUAUAUGCUGUACUAGUUUCAAAGUCAUACAUGUUUCCUCCGAUCAAGCAUCUGCCUAGAGGAAAGCUCAUAUUGAGUUAAAUGAAAUGUCAAUCAAGGACAUCAGAGACAGCAACUAUGUGCAGUAUGGUUUUGGGAUGCUGCAUUUUUGUAAAAAUGCUAUAUCGGCUGUAAGAAACUACAGACUGACAGAUAUGGCAGACACAUUCAGUGUCUCUAUGCUGACAUCCCUACGGGCCUCAAAUUCAGAAGAAAGCAAACGAAUAAGGAAGGUGGCACCUGCCGGAGUGUUCUCCUUUAAAGAUCGCCACAGUGAUGAAUUGUGUUACCAGACUGUAUCUGAAAACCUGGAAAAGAUUCUACAGGAAACAAAAGAUGUGCUAAUGACAUUGGUUCCAGAACAAUACCGAACAUUUACUACAGAAGCAAUGACACACUCUCUCCUGGGUCGUCCUCUGUACAUAACAACUAAUGUAAAUGGUGAUUUCUUGUUCACAGGUAAGAAAUUGGUGUGCAAUUUAAAAUAAUCAAUUUAGUUUAACCUGUUUAUCACACUUAAGCACUGUGAGCUUAUGAGACCAGAGUAUGUGUGUAACUAUAUGAAAAGUUAACAAAAUUACUGAAUAAACAAAUUAUUAUUUUUUUUCUUGUUUAAUAGAUGCAGAGUUUGAAGUUGUUGUUAUGGCAAACAGACAUAUUCCGCCCAAAUGCAUUGCAAUUGGAAAAUGGGAUGAUCCUGGUGAGUUUAAACAUUAAAUUGUGAAUGUCAUUUCUUGUGCUCAAAAUAUCAGUUCCAAAUGAUAAUUUUAUCUUUUGUUUUCUGUCAUUGUCAUUUUUUAGUAUAAUUUUGGUAAAAAAAUCACAUGUUUCUUAGAAAUGAGGCCAUUUUUGAACUACAUACUGUAAGCAUCAAACACAUUUUGGGUGGCACCAUAUAAUGUAAAAUUAAUAUAAUAGCUAAAAGUCGUGGUAAAAUAAAGUGGAUUGAGUCUGAACCCUUUAACAAAACAAAAACAACAACAACAACAAAUAUUUGCUAGACAGACAAGUUUGUUUCCAGAAACCAUGUGCUUGACAGUUUUAAUUGAAAAAGAAGCUUACAUCUUUUUUUUACUCCUUUCUUUAGGACCAGCCCAAUCUAACCCAAUGCCAUCAUCAAAAGCUUCUUUUAGACAUCCUGCUGGCAUAGAUGUGAUGAUAUGUUCCGCAUCAAAAAGGGGAAUCUGCUUUGUUGCAGAUUCAGGGAAUCAUACAAUUCGUUAUAUUGAUGGAGUACAAAACAUUGAAGGCCCUAAGCUUGUUGGUACUCUGGCAAUCCACCCUGUGGUAGCAAAUUGGAAACCCGAGGGACUGGCAGUUCUCAAUACACAAACACUGGCUGUAACUGCAGGAAAAAGUUUGUUUUUGAUACACCUGAAUGAGGCACUUUUGCAUGGACAAAUGACCACCAUUGUUAGCACACUCUCAAGUCCUCAUGGUCUCUGCCUCAAUCCAGAAAACACAGAUGCAGUUUUAGUUGCUGACAGAAAUGUUGUCAAAGAGAUCAAUCUCACUUCAAAAGAAACUGCCAUUAUUGCUCAAGGUUUCCAGACAGCCUUUGAUGUUUCUUCAGCAGCCAAUAAGCAAAUUGGCAUCACAGAUGUGAGUUCCCAUAAGGUAACAAUGUUGCAAUGGAACAAUGACCAAAAUGAAUGGGUCAAGACAAAAGACGUUGGAAGUGGGACAGCUGGACCUAGAGAUGGAAAGGCCUGUAAUGCUGAGCUCCAUGAGCCCACAGGAGUUACGUUUGACUUGAACUCUGCCAUCAUUCGCUGCAUUGGAGGAAAGAACCAUGGGUGCAUCAAAUGA
Porites lobata is the source of this 2746-nucleotide messenger RNA. NCBI's taxonomy places the organism in Eukaryota, Metazoa, Cnidaria, Anthozoa, Scleractinia, Poritidae. The record is from the annotation of a GenBank genome assembly.